ACGAUCCUGGCGAGCAGAGUAUUCACAUUCAUGUUAUUAAAAUUAUCGCGUUGCUGGAAGUUUGUAACGUUUGUAAUGCCGUCGCCUUGUUUUGUACUUGCAAUUUAUUAAUUUAUUAUAAUAAGAUUUUUUACUUAACCGAUUUCCGAUCCUGUUGUUUCUCCCAACGUUCUCGUAGUGUCCAUUUGGCUGACGGAACAUACGUCGUUUGUCACCUGAUACGAUUAACGGUGUAACCCAUUGGUCGUCACCACUAUUGCCGGUCGGGUAUCAACCGAAAACAACGAGUUACGGCCAGUCAAAACUGGCUGUAAGCGGCUGAUCCUUAUUAGUAUAGUGUCCAUUCGUGCUGGGUUCAAUCGGCUUUCUUGUAAAACUUCACUUUCGUCAUCUCAUUUCUUACGUCGUUUGCUCCGAAACUGAUUCGCAGCAUUCUUCAAGAUGACCGAAGAAAUCGAAGAGAUCGUAAGAUUUGUUGGAGAUGAAGAAUGCACUCGCACAAUUCAUAGUAACUCUAUUCAAGUUUUUUCAAGUCAAGGAUCUCAUAAUAAAGGAAGUUCAAAAUUAACACUUAAAAAUUUUGUUAAUUUUAAUUGGGAUCAAUGUUAUUACCGUGGGCAACUGAUUGCCUUGCAUAUAAGUGAAAAGUACAUAGCUUAUGGUUUUUCUAAUACUGAUACUUUUGAAGGUUUAGUUCGUAUUAUCAAAACAGAUAGUAAUGAAAGAGCAUUAAUUAAAGGGUUUUCAAAUUUAAUUGAAGAUAUAAGUUUUGCUCAUCUAUAUGAAAUAAUAAUGUUGGCCUGUAUUGACCAAUCUGGAACUACAUUUGUGUAUGUUAUUAAAGAAGAAAGCUGUACAUCUCCAAAGCUAAGAGUUUUUCCAGUUUUUCAGAUCAAUGGGGAUCCAUCAUAUUGUUUUAAAAAUAAAUACCUUUUAUCUUGGUGUCAAUUUAUUCCGGAACAAGUAAAUCAUUUAAAAGAUCUUGAAUUUGAUCCAACUUAUAAAGGAAAAAUGUUGGCAGUGGUUCGUGCUUCAGAAGUUGAAAUAUGGCAUGUUGGUGUUGCAAGCAACUUUACAGCGGGUCCAAUUUAUGCCAAUGUUAGUUUGAAUAAAUCAAUGGACAAACAUCUUUUAAAUAAUAUUAAAAGUGCAGUAAUAAAAAUCAAUUUAAAAGAAGCUGAUAUUAUUAGUUUAUCAUUUUCUCCUGAUGGUUCAAAUAUAUCAUUAGCAUUAAGCAAUGGAUCUAUUUAUUUCUAUCAAGUUUCUUUUGACCAUAUUUCUGAUACUCCAAAGCGUGUAUUUAGCUGGCAUCCUCAAGAAUUAUUUUUGUCUUUAAAGUCUUUGGCAUUUUUAGACAACCGUAAAACUAUUGAUGGCGAUGUGGAACUUUGGAAGUAUGUAGUAACUUUAUCUAACAAUGAUGAUAUUAUUUUAUGGUCUUGUGAAUCGUGGAAACCUCUUCAAAAAGUAAAAUUUGUUCGACCUUUUACAAAAUUGAAUCCCAUGAAGCUAACAGUUGAUGGAACUGGAAGAUAUAUAUUUUUGAGUGACAUUGACAAUAAUUUAUUAUAUGUUAUGGAAGUAACUGAUGAUAUUAAAUCUGCUAAAAAAAAUAUUAAAAUAGUUAGCAUUACUGAAGUUUUGCUACAAAGCCCUAUGUUAAACAUGAUAAUUGUUGAUGCUAAAAUUGAGCAUAAUGAUUUAGAUAUUACAGAUAAUCACAGUUCAAGUAAUAUUUUACCUAGUUCUAGUAACUAUACAACUAUAAUAAAUUUAUUUGCAAUUCAACCAAAGUCACUACAAGAAGGUCAAUUAAUUAUUACAUCUCCAGAAUUAUCUACUAUGGAACAAUGUAAUGACCAAAUAAAAAAAGAGCCUACAAAUAUGUUUCCAAAACCACCAGUAUUAGAUCUUCUUAUAGAAUCUGUUGAUGCCACUACAACUAAUAAUACUUCUGAAGAAUUUCAAAUAAAAAAAGAAGAUGCUAUUUUGCAUGAUCUAACUCCUUUGGAAGUCCACAGUAUAGUAAAAGAAAAAUUAAGAUUAAAAGGAAUAAGUCUGAAUUCAAAAAAUGUUCCUCCUAAACCUUCUAAUUCAACGAAAAUUCAAAAUAAUCAAAAGAAUAAUUACAACAAUAUACAACCAAUUGUAGUUCAACCAUCAAGUACUUAUGCCUACCCCCAAGAUCCUUUUGACUUGGAUGAAACAAGAGAAUGCAGUCCUAGUAACAAUGAAGUUCAGACCAUUUUACAACAACAAACUGAUGAAGAAUCACAGUACAAUUUAAUGGAAAUACACAAUUUUGAAACUGUGAGUAAUUAUUCUAAUGGAAUUGAUGAAAAAGAAGAAAACAAUUGUUAUUCAAGCAAUUCUGUGUUCAAUGGUUCAGAAAUCUCAACAAUAAGACGACCUUUGGAUAAGUCUGAACUAUUAGAUAAUAGAAUUGGUAUCCAAAUAGGUGAUAUUUUAACAAGUUUACAAGACAUGAACACUCAGUUAAAAUGUAUAUCAAAAAAACAAAAAAAAAUGGAUAAUCAAAUUAAUGCUGCUAUGUCAAUGAAUUCAACUAGUUUAUGUGAAAAUCUAGAACCAGUUCUGAUGAAUAUGGUUAAGAAUGCAAGUGAUCAAUCGCAUAGGAAACUUCAAAUUAUGAUAGAUCAUCAGCUAAAUACCUCUCAUAAGAAAAUAACAGAAAUUGUCAAAGCCACCAACUCCAAUAAAGUCGAUACUGAAUUAUUUACAAGAUCUUUGGUGGCUUCAUUGAAUCCAACUCUUGAUGCAAUUUUGAAAGAUCUCUUUAUGAGUACAGUUAUACCUAAGUUUGAGCAUGCUUGUUGUUCUAUGUUUAAACAAAUUGAUGCUUCAUUUACUGAAAGAUCACUAGAAUACCAAAAUGAAUUAAAGUCUUUACUAAAUGAAGAGGGUAAUAUCAAUAACAAAUUAGAAUAUGCUUUUGAUAAAUUCAGGGUUGACAUGAAUAACACAAUUAAAAGUACAGAGAAAAAAAUAUUAAGCACCCAAAAUGACUUGCAAAAACAAUUUUCAAUUCUACUUAAAGAGUCGCAUAUAGAACCAUGUGUUAAAGAUACGGACAAUACUGCUAACCAAUUUAUGAUUUUAAGUGAUAUUAUAAAACAAGGAGAUUAUGCUUUGGCUUUUGAAAAAGCAUUGUCUGCAUCAAAAUUAGAGUUGGUACUUUUUGUUUGUGAAAAAGUACAACCAGAACUACUUUUUAUUCCACCAAAUGCUUUAAAAACUCCAAUUGUAUUAUCGUUGAUUCAACAGUUAUCUCAUGAUUUAACAAAUAACACCGAACUUAAACAUAAGUAUUUGGAUGCAGCAAUCGGAAGUUUAGAUUAUACCAAUGACCACCACAAAGAAAACAUAAACUUAGUUUUAAUUAAAACUGAUUCUAGUGUUGAGAAGUUUGUUCAACUGUAUCCAUUAAAUCCUUACAGUCGAAAAUUAAAAAUGUUACAGUUGGCCAUAAAGUCAAUGAUAAGUUAUUUUACAGUAAACAUUUGAGUAAAUACCAUAUUUUAUAAUAUUUUUAAAAUGAGACUUAAGAAAUAUAAUGGACUGACACAACAUCCAUUUUAUUCAUUUAAAUUAAAUCAUUUUUUUUUUAUUUUUUUAUUUAUAUUGCUGUUUUAGUACAAGUAAUCAACAUGUUUAAAAUUUUAUCUAAGACAACAUAUUUUUUUUUUUGUGUAUUCGUGUAUUCUAAGAUUUGAAUUCUUGUGCAAAUCAUUUAUUUUAUUUAUUUAAAUAU
Molecule: messenger RNA, 3772 nt
Organism: Rhopalosiphum maidis (corn leaf aphid)
Lineage: Eukaryota; Metazoa; Arthropoda; Insecta; Hemiptera; Aphididae
Gene: Ge-1
Product: enhancer of mRNA-decapping protein 4 homolog
Exons: 19
Coding region: 442-3525 (1027 amino acids)
Biological process (GO): deadenylation-independent decapping of nuclear-transcribed mRNA
Cellular component (GO): P-body
Molecular function (GO): protein binding
Source: RefSeq, a predicted model, not a curated record